AGCAGCCCAGCCCCAGGGGAGCCGUAGGGGCCGCAGAGGCCCUGCUCGCUGUAACGACUGCGGAGAAGCUACGAACCUCCCCGCGAGUCGGUGAGAGACACGGUGGAGGCCGCGGGGAGGAAGGCAAUCGCCGCUCCCACCUUCCGCCGCCGCCUCGAGGGAAGUCGGAACGACGGGGGUCACGGCGGGGGUCAGAGGGUAAAGGUCUUGCUCCCAGCAGCCUCCGCGGUGGAUACGUCGCCAUCUUGGAUCCGCGGGACAAGAAAAUUCAUGCGAGGGAGAACUGGUGGGCGGUCCUUCCUGUGACACGACCCUUGAGUGACAGUUCUAUUUGAUUGCCUCCAGUACUGUGAGGAAAGGACACGACUCUAUGGUGAGGACUGAUGGACAUACAUUAUCUGAGAAAAGAAACUACCAGCCUCCAGCCCUGAGCUUUCCAAUCCCCAGAGUAGCCAAUGUUGAAAGAAAUUGCACAGGUGACAAACAGCAUGUUUGGUGCUUCAAGAAAGAAGUUUGUAGAGGGGGUCGACAGUGACUACCAUGACGAAAACAUGUACUACAGCCAGUCUUCUAUGUUUCCACAUCGGUCAGAAAAAGAUAUGCUGGCAUCACCAUCUACAUCAGGUCAGCUGUCUCAGUUUGGGGCAAGUUUAUACGGGCAACAAAUUCAGAAUGUUUGGUUGACUGAUGUGCCAUUCCACAACAGACUAGUAACAGAAGGCACCAAAAUGUGUGCACUAGGCCUUCCAAUGAGGGGGAUGAGCAACAAUACCCCUCAGUUAAAUCGCAGCUUAUCACAAGGCACUCAGUUACCGAGCCACGUCACGCCAACAACAGGGGUACCAACAAUGUCACUUCACACGCCUCCAUCUCCAAGCAGGGGUAUUUUGCCUAUGAAUCCUAGGAAUAUGAUGAACCACUCCCAGGUUGGUCAGGGCAUUGGAAUUCCUAGCAGGACAAAUAGCAUGAGCAGUUCAGGGUUAGGUAGCCCCAACAGAAGCUCGCCAAGCAUAAUAUGUAUGCCAAAGCAGCAGCCUUCUCGACAGCCUUUUACUGUGAACAGUAUGUCUGGAUUUGGAAUGAACAGGAAUCAGGCAUUUGGAAUGAAUAACUCCUUAUCAAGUAACAUUUUUAAUGGAACAGAUGGAAGUGAAAAUGUGACAGGAUUGGACCUUUCAGAUUUUCCAGCAUUAGCAGACCGAAAUAGAAGGGAAGGAAGUGGUAACCCAACUCCAUUAAUAAACCCCUUGGCUGGAAGAGCUCCUUAUGUUGGAAUGGUAACAAAACCAGCAAAUGAGCAAUCCCAGGACUUCUCAAUACACAACGAAGAUUUUCCCGCGUUACCUGGUUCCAGUUAUAAAGAUCCAACAUCAAGUAAUGAUGACAGUAAAUCUAAUUUGAAUACAUCUGGCAAGACAACUUCAAGUACAGAUGGACCCAAAUUCCCUGGAGAUAAAAGUUCAACAACACAAAAUAAUAACCAGCAGAAAAAAGGGAUCCAGGUGUUACCUGAUGGUCGGGUUACUAACAUUCCCCAAGGGAUGGUGACAGACCAGUUUGGAAUGAUUGGCCUGUUAACAUUUAUCAGGGCAGCAGAGACAGACCCAGGAAUGGUACAUCUUGCAUUAGGAAGUGACUUAACAACAUUAGGCCUCAAUCUGAACUCUCCUGAAAAUCUCUACCCCAAAUUUGCAUCACCCUGGGCAUCUUCACCUUGUCGACCUCAAGACAUAGACUUCCAUGUUCCAUCUGAGUACUUAACGAACAUUCACAUUAGGGAUAAGCUGGCUGCAAUAAAACUUGGUCGAUACGGAGAAGACCUUCUCUUCUAUCUCUAUUACAUGAAUGGAGGAGACGUAUUACAACUUUUAGCUGCAGUAGAGCUUUUUAACCGUGAUUGGAGAUACCACAAAGAAGAACGAGUAUGGAUUACCAGGGCACCAGGCAUGGAGCCAACAAUGAAAACCAAUACAUAUGAGAGGGGAACAUAUUACUUCUUUGACUGUCUUAACUGGAGGAAAGUAGCUAAGGAGUUCCAUCUGGAAUAUGACAAAUUAGAAGAACGGCCUCACCUGCCAUCCACCUUCAACUACAACCCUGCUCAGCAAGCCUUCUAAAAAAAGACUUCCCUUUUCUUGGGGUAUGGCUGUCUCAGCACAAUACUCAACAUAACUGCAGAACUGAUGUGGCUCAGGCACCCUGGUUUUAAUUCCUUGAGGAUCUGGCAAUUGGCUUACGCAAAGGGUCACCAUUUGAGGUCCUGCCUUACUAAUUAUGUGCUGCCCAACAACUAAAUUUGUAAUUUGUUUUUCUCUAGUUCGAGCAGGGUCUGAAUUUUUUCAUUUAUUUUCUUUUUUGCCAGCAGACAGACUUGGGUCUGUAAAGACAAGCAAGUACACUGAAAGAAGUUUACCAUUUAGUUUCUAAAAUGUAAAAAAGAAAACCCACAAAAGACUCAACAGAAUUAGACCACAAAAUUUGCAUUGUUCAUUGUAGCACUAUUGGUAAUAAAAUAACAAAUGUUUGUGCAUUUUUAUGUGAAGAUCCUUCUCGUAUUUCAUUUGGAAAGAUGAGCAAGGUCUGCUUCCUUCAUUUUACUUCCCCUUCUGUUUUUGAAAGGCAGUUUCGCCAAGCUUAACGCAAGAAUAUAUGACUGUUUAGAAGAAAGAUAUUGCCACAAUCUCUGGAUGGUUUCCAGGGUUGUGUUAUUACUGAGCUUCAUCUUUCCAGAAUGAGCAAAACACUGUCCAGUCUUUGUUACGAUUUUGUAAUAAAUGUGUACAUUUUUUUUAAAUUUUUGGACAUCACAUGAAUAAAGGUAUGUAUGUACGAAUGUGUAUAUAUUAUAUAUAUGACAUCUAUUUUGGAAAAUGUUUGCCCUGCUGUACCUCAUUUUUAGGAGGUGUGCAUGGAUGCAAUAUAUGAAAAUGGGACAUUCUGGAACUGCUGGUCAGGGGACUUUGUCGCCCUGUGCACUAAAGGGCCAGAUUUUCAGCAGCCAAGGACAUCCAUACCCAAGUGAAUGUGAUGGGACUUAAAGAAGUGAACUGAGACAAUUCACUCUGGCUGUUUGAACAGCAGCGUUUCAUAGGAAGAGAAAAAAAGAUCAAUCUUGUAUUUUCUGACCACAUAAAGGCUUCUUCUCUUUGUAAUAAAGUAGAAAAGCUCUCCUCACUGCAGUGUUGACUUUGAUUUGAAAUUGUGAAAUUAUUUCUUCAACAGGAAAAACAGGAAAAACAACCUAAAGUUUUACAACUGAACGGUGUGACUAAACAAUUUAAAACAUAGUCUUUUUUUUCCAGCUUUUGACAGCUUAUUUAAUGGAACCAUAUACCGUUUCACUUGUAGGUUAAAAAUGUAGACAUUCUUAGUAUUAACCAAGUUCAGAACAGAGAAAACUAUUUUUUAAAUGAAUAAUGGCAGCACUAGAAAUAAAACUUCCUGAACACUCUUGAGACCCAAUCAAAAUACUCUGCUUUUGUGAGAAGUGUAUAAGAUAUUUCUUGUUAGACCUUUGAGAUAUAUCUUAAAGAAGUAAUGUGCAAAUUAAGGUAAGCCAAAGAGGAGGAGUGGGGUAGACUUCCCCUUCAAUUUGAUCGCCUGGUUAUUUCACAUGCAAGUUGAUGGAUUCUUUUCCAUCUACAGAUACUAUAUUUAAAAAUGUUUGAAGGCUGAAGCUAUGAAAGCAGAACUAGAGAUAGAAGUUAAAAAAAAAGUGUUGAUUCUUUAAAUUUUCAUUUUUAACGUAUUUUUCUAUGAAGAAUGGAAGUUUGUUGACAUGUACCAAAUCAUGUUUGAAAAUGAAACAUUUAUGACCUUGCUGUAUUUGCAUAUCAGGAAUAUAAAAUGACUUAAGAUUUACCUUUUUCUAUAUAUUUUGAGAUAUGAGAAACUGACAUAAAAAUAUCAGGAUUUUUUAAUCUUUAGAUUUAAACAAAGCAUCUCUUCUGUAGGAAAAUGGAACUUAUGUAUUCUAGUUUAACUUUUGUGCAAAAAAACUUCACAGAACACAUAUGUAAUUUGACAUCUGUUAAAUCCAGAAAUCGAUUUCUUAAAAAGAGGUUACAUUUUUUCAUAAUAAUUUACUUUGUAAAAUGUAACUUUUCCUACAUAAUCAUAAGAAACAGCUGGAAAGAAAAAAGAAAAUGGAAGGGGAUCUUUAUUCUUAUGAGUAUAAACAUAACAGUAUAAAGUGUCACCACCAUCAUGACUGGUAGGUACUGUGUGAAUGACUCAAAAACAAAACAGCUCAAGUGGUUUGUUGUCUGGCCUCUAGCUGUUUGCUUUAACUGCCAUAUGAAAAGUUUUAAGUGCACAUUUUUCCAGUUUUCUGAAUUCUAUUUACCCUGAAUCAUCAAAAUGAGAAAACUCUUACAUGUAAACCAACUUUUUAUAACUUGUUAAUAAAAUUGUCAGAAAUUA
This is a messenger RNA of Aethalodelphis obliquidens (Pacific white-sided dolphin), 4422 nucleotides long. RefSeq names its product CCR4-NOT transcription complex subunit 2 (gene CNOT2). The record is from RefSeq and is a predicted model, not a curated record. Gene Ontology annotation, biological process: regulation of DNA-templated transcription. The transcript is spliced from 19 exons. Gene Ontology annotation, cellular component: CCR4-NOT core complex. NCBI's taxonomy places the organism in Eukaryota, Metazoa, Chordata, Mammalia, Artiodactyla, Delphinidae. The coding region runs from base 456 to 2117 and encodes 553 amino acids.